GCGUGUGUUUCGGUAAAACGUUUGUGGAUGUCGGUAAGUGCUUCCACGAUCGAUUACCGCGGAGUUUUACCGUGCGUUUUGGCCGUAUUGGUGAUGUUGUUUAUGUGUAGUAAAGGGGGGCUUGAAACCGCCGCCCCCUUGCCCCAUUUCGACGGUUGUUUUCGUUCUCGCCUGGAUACUCCAUGUUGUUGCUGCGAAAGUGAGGAGUUUGGGAGCGAAGACGCGGUGAAAACGGGGGUCCACGGCCAAAAAAAACCCGCGAUAGAGGCGGUAAACCGGCCGCACGGAGCUGACAGAGCCCCCCGAAGCCUUCCAUACACCUAAAAGUGCCUUGCGUUAUAAAAAAUAUCGGAUUUGUUAAGAAAAAGAAGCAGGGACGCGCGACAAGAGGACCGAGGCGAGGCUGCUGCUGCUACUGCUGCUGCUGUGCAUAUGACAAGUUGGUGAAUAUUGAGUUAAAAUCGUACCACUAAAAGCCAAUGAGGGAUGCCCAUCCGAUCCCGAGGUCACGAUUUGAGGAUUUUAUUACGGGCUCCGUGGUUUGCAGAUGGAAAGUGUCAUCACCCAAGUGCAGAAAGAAGACGUGCAAGUAUCAAGUAAAACAGCCCCAGGGCGGGUGAGCAGGACCAGUCUCAAGGAGCCACGCAGCUGUAACCUGUGGAGGGCGCUGUUCUGCUGCCUGCGCGCUCAGGAUGGGCCCAAAGCCACGCCCCUUCCUCCUCCUCCUUCACUACAACCGCUACUGCAAGAGCCGCACGACAACGGCACAAUCGUCAAGGAGCCUGAGCCGAGUCUUCUGCCCGAGGUGAAGGCCCAGGAUCAGGGAAAGAUCUGUGUGGUGAUCGACCUGGACGAGACCCUGGUGCACAGCUCAUUCAAGCCUGUCAGUAAUGCAGACUUUAUCGUGCCAGUGGAGAUCGAGGGCACCACUCACCAGGUGUACGUGAUGAAACGUCCCUACGUGGAUGAGUUCCUGAGGAGGAUGGGCGAGCUGUUUGAAUGUGUGCUGUUCACUGCCAGUCUGGCCAAGUACGCAGACCCAGUGACCGACCGUCUGGACCAGUGUGGGGUGUUCCGGGCGCGUCUCUUCAGGGAGUCCUGUGUUUUUCAUCAGGGUUGUUAUGUCAAAGACCUGAGCCGUUUGGGCCGAGACCUGAACAAGACCCUAAUCCUGGAUAACUCCCCGGCCUCCUACAUCUUCCACCCCCACAAUGCUGUCCCAGUGCUGUCGUGGUUCGAUGACCUGGAGGAUGCAGAGCUGCUAAACCUUCUGCCCGUCUUUGAGGAGCUGAGUCGGGCCGAGGACGUGUACUCGUGUUUGGACCAGCUCCGUGGACACUAGCCCCAAAACUCCCCAACUGGACCUUUUAAAACUUCACUCUACAAAAACUACGGCUAACAGCACUAACAGCACCGCUCCAGUGGGUUCAACAAGAGUCUCACACCCGAGCACAAAACUCAAAGCAAGAAUAGGUUGCGUUCAUCAUGGAUAAAUUGCCAACAAUUUUAUAUGGAGUGUACGGGGCGUUAUAUUGAUACUUUACAGUAACAUCACGCUGGGGGUGCUUUACAAAUAUGUCUACGGUUUGUUGAUCUGAUCAUUUAUGGUUGGAGAUAAGGUCCUCGAAUAUGCUGUCGUGUAACUUAAUCUUUCUCAAAUGCCAAAUUCAGCGUGUAGGACUGAAUAAGUUGUCCACUAUUUGAGGAUAUUGUGAAAAGUUACUCAUUAUUUCACUUUUGUUUAUUUAUACUGACUAGUUUGUGUUUCAUGUGAAUAGGCCAAGUAGUUACAGAGGUAUUAACCAUAAACCAGGUUAACACAUCUGUAUUUUGGCAGUUAAAUAUAAACUACCAUCAAAUUCUGACCUGUCUUCCAUCUUACUUUUAAACUACUUUACAUGAACGCAACCUAUUGAAUAAGGCUUAAGAAAUGGACAUUCUUUUGGUUAAACUUGAGAUAUACAACCACUGUUUGAAAGCACAAAGCUGUUGCUAACGUUAGCCGAAAGCGCUUACAGUGGUUAGCAGUUAGCGGUUAGCAAUUGGCACAACGCUAUCAGAGUUAGCAGGAACGUUUGGUGGUUUUUUGCCAAAGCAGAGGCCUUCCUGUGCUGACUUGACUUUUCCAUGUUGUGUUUUUUAUCGUUAUUGUGCCUUUAAGGAACAAUACCAUCAGCCUUUUUAAAACUUUUCAUCAAAUUUUAUACAUUUUAAGUCCGUUCUUUUUAUAGGUUCUUCUUUUAUAAUGAAAUCUAUUUUUAAACAGUGAAUGUGGCUCUUUCUAUGCAACCCAGCGCUACGAUUUAUGAACAGUACCUCGAAAUCAGUCAGAACCUUGGACUGUAUUUUUUAUAGUCUAUGGUCAGAACCAGUGGUAAUUUUGGCAACAGAAAUCCUUUUACCCAAAUACUUUUUAGCGAUAAGAUUUAGUUCGUUUUGUGUCGUUAUAAUCAAAUUAAAUCUUAACACUUAGUCAAUCAUGGACCAUCUACCACAGUUAAAAUUUAAUAAACUUUAGCUUCGUAGUUUUUGAAUUAGCUCAGUGAAUUUAUUGUGCUAAAACGUGCCUGUAAAUAUCUUGUUUGAAGUUGAAGUAUCGCACAAAACCAUUUAUACAUUUAACUUAAAGAGGGGGCACUACACUUUUAUCACAUACAUUUUCAAACACAUAACAUAUUUACAUCACCGUGUUACUUUUAAUUGUUUUGAAAAUGCUAUAUUCACAAACAAGUAUUAACAUGCUUAAUAAGUUGCACUUUCAUUUUUGAUGCUCUGUCUCUUCUCUCGUUGCUCUUCGCACUUAGUCUCUCCCCAUUCAGAGCACUAUCACGACAUAAUCAGUGUGCUUCCCACUAAUGAAACUACUGCACAUCGCAUCAGGUUUGUGAAGUUGUAGUGUAUUGUUUUGUAUAUUUAUGAAAAAUGGUCGUGUGGGAGCAUGGAUGAUGUACUGUUGUGGGCGGAGCCAUGUACAGGAUUGUACUGCUAACUAAGAAGGAUUCGAAUAAGAUCCCGAGAGUGAUUGCUAGAUUACUCAAAAAUCUAUGGAGGCAUUUAAAACCUCUUCAAUGAGGGAUAAGGAAACAACGUUAUAACAAAAAAUUGCUUUUGCAUAAUGCCCCCUCUUUAAGAGAAAUUACUCAAUAUUCCGCAUUUUGCAUUAUUUUUUCCAAACACCAACUGUAAUAUAAUUUUUAUUUUUUUUUAUAAAACUCUCACCUCUUCUUUGACCUUGUACCUAUAUAGGCUGGUAAUGGGUUUCAUUGAUUGAAAUGUAUCAGUUGUCAAAAUUCCCACUGGUCAAGCAUUAGCCUUAUUAUUGAUGUGUAAAUGGUGGUAAAGUGUAUUUUAGGCACUGGCUGUACACAGGUUUUCUACAGUGCUAAAGUAAUACUGAUAUUUGGUUGUGUUAAAAUACAUGUGCAUAUUUCUUUUAUGGACUAUGUAUUGAAAGAAGACACUGGAAGAUCUGAAUGCUGGCACAUAGGAAGCCCAUGAUCACAGAUGGUUUCAGACAAACUUUUGUGUUUUAUUUCAAACACGUGUUUUUAUUCACUGCAAAAACAGAAAUGUCUUCAUUAGUUUUAAGAUUUGAAUUCAGAAUUGAUAGAUUUCAGUAGUUUCAACUUUAAUUUAAUGAAAUUAUAAGCUCUUUACAAUUGUUUAAAUGUAUUAAAGGCGCUGAACCUGAUUUUUAUUGUGAAAAUCAGAAACUAGUUCUUUUUAAACGGUUUGCAGUGCUCCAAAGUUAUUCCUCUCACUUUACUCAUUUAGAGCAUCCUAAUUACUCACCGAGAUGAGUUUAUAAGCACUUUUCACAACUUUCAGAGGCCAGAGUGGAGUAUUGUUUUCACAGUAAAAGUUAAAGACAACUAGCAUGCUAAUGUACUUCCUCAUUCUCAGAUGAGAAUAUGUUACUUUGGGGUUGGUGGACAAUGAUCUAACCACUAAUUUGAGUGUAGUUGUUUCAUUUAAAUGAUGAAUUCAAAUCCUUGUACCUCUUGUAGACACCUCUGUUGUUGCAGUGUGUUCAGUGCUAAACAGACCGGUGCCUUGAUUAUUGGACAGAGUUUUGGCCUUUUGAGAUUUUAGGCCUAAACUUAAGUGUCAUGCUGUGCGUGAAACACUGUCUAAGCAGAGCCACACGGGGGCGCUGCGGAGCUACACUUGAAACUAUCAAAGUGAUGAUUUUGAGAUGUAUUACUGUUUUUAUAUUUAUUGGAUGAGUUUGUCUCGCCCAAUACUUUUUUAAUGCAUUUUGUAUUGUGAUCAUUCAGCCUGUAUUUAGGCUCGCCUUGUUUAAGUAGAUUUGUGCCUAAAGUGUCCUCUUCCCUUUCAUCUGUGCAGUGGUGGAAAGAAGCAAAGUACUAAAGUAAAAGUACAGUACUGUUUUUAAUUUAUUAGGUAUCUGUACUUUACUACAAGUCAAGUUUGCAGCAGAAAAUGGGGUUGUCAGAAGUAUCAAAAAUGAGAUGUUUAUUGACAAAAACUAUAAACUGGAAAGUAUUGAUAGGCUACUGGGGAAAAAAUACAGUACCAGAACAAAAUUUGACAUUUCUUGAGCAUCCAUCCAUUUCUUCCUCUUAUCAGGGGGCGGGUCGCAGGGGCAGCAGUCUAAGCGGCGACUCCCAGACUUCCCUCACCCCAGACUCUUCCUCCAGUUCUUCCGGUAGGACCCCUGGCCAGCUGCAUUUCUUGAAUAAUUUUAGAGUAAUCUCGAUUCGAUUUGACCCACAUUACAAAAUACUACCAUGAAAAUAAUAAUGUAUUGUGACUAUGGAAAUCAUUAUUAAAGAUUGAGCCUAUUUUUUGGUCAAAAUCAAGUUUGAAAUGGUAGUAUUGUGACACUAGUGGAAACUAUACUUUUUACUUCACUACAUCUAAGAGCAAGUAUCUGUACUGUGUCUACUCCACUACAUUUUUUACUGCCUGAAAUUGCUAAGGAGUACUUCUUAACAUGUUAAAGAAUCUGCAGAAUUCUUUAUCCAGACCACUACAGUAUCGCUUUAACGCCUCACAAAAUGUAUGUUAAACACUUUUUACUCCAAAAGUACAUUUUUAAACAGGUACUUCUACUACUUUUACUUAACGGCACUCUGUAACCUUUCUGAUUGAGGGUCCGCCAUUGUUCUGUCUCCAUGGAGAUGUUACUGCUUUGCCUGGAAUGUUCCGCAGUAUGGGAGUAAAACGUGUCCGUCUUCCCUUUAUUCAAGUGUUUUCAUUGCUGUGACUGGUGUUGCCUCUCCAGAGAUCUGAUCUGUAACAUGGCCUGAGUGCAUCACCAGCUUGUCUACAUGUGUUGAUGAGUUUAAUGCCAUACUGCGUAACAUUCCAGGCGAAACUAUAAGUACUUGUUCCACCACUGCGUUGUUGUGACAUGCAGUUUUCUCGUGCAUGUCCCUCUCUCCACUGGUCUCUUUGUGUUGGCACAGUUUUGCAUGUUAAAGAUGAAAGUACAAAUGUUGUGAGGAAUGACCAAAUACUCGGCAGCCACAAUGUAAAGUCUAUCUGAAUCCAGCUCAUUUCUAUCUGAUCGAACCAAAUGAAAAAAAGAAAAAAGAUGUUACUCAAAAAUGUUUUUCAAAAAUAAAAAAUAAGAUCUUAAAUUUUAA
Periophthalmus magnuspinnatus is the source of this 5612-nucleotide messenger RNA. It is a transcript of the gene ctdsp2, whose product is annotated as CTD (carboxy-terminal domain, RNA polymerase II, polypeptide A) small phosphatase 2. The transcript is spliced from 7 exons. The coding region runs from base 548 to 1342 and encodes 264 amino acids. The record is from RefSeq and is a predicted model, not a curated record. Lineage: Eukaryota; Metazoa; Chordata; Actinopteri; Gobiiformes; Gobiidae. Gene Ontology annotation, molecular function: RNA polymerase II CTD heptapeptide repeat phosphatase activity.